GUUUACAUUCGAGGUGGUUGCGAAGUUGAUUAAUGAAGUUGACCUACGAUAAAACUGAAUCCUUCGUCUAGCCAAGUGAUCAAUAUAUCUGAUCGAUAUUGGCUCAUCGCCGGACUGAUAUUUAUCAUUGGGAUAAUUUGACAUCACUUUGAUCAAUCUUGAAGAACAGAUGUUCCCGCAGUGUAAACAAAACAAACGAAUUUUUCGUAUUCUGCUUUGAUCAGCCUUCGUUUCAUCCCGUUAAAGAAUUGGUCGAAUCGCCCAUGUAUUGUGUGUAUAUUAAGGAUUAUUCAUAGAGGUUGUGUUGCGUCAAAUUUUGCAAUAACACUACCGCUGUUCGUACGGUCGAAAUAUACGCGAAACCGCGUUCUACGGAUGAUGAUUCUCUUUGUGUCUGUCCAUUGAGCAAUUUUUGUUUUUGGUGUUAUUGCCAUUGGCAUGGUCUUAUGCACUCAGCGUGUGCUUCGAUUGCUGUUGCGUUUGCGACAUAGAAUCAUCCGAAAUCGGGUUUGUGAAAAAUUCGCAGUUGAUUUGUAGUGUUUCUCAGAUGAAUUGAGUAAAUCGUACCGUUGUUGUGGUUCUAUAGGAAAGUCGAAUCAAUUCUGAGCAAUUCAGAGAAAAGCAAUUGAAUUCAACUCAAAAGUUGUUGAGUUUAGAAUAAGAAGUUAGAAUAAUUCAUCUUUCGUACGGCACGGGAGCAUCAAAUUGUAGCGUAAGUGCAGGGUGGAAGCACACUUUGAUGCGUGUCGCAACGAUAGGCGUAAAAUCAAUGAAGACUCGAUAGGAUGAGAAUGGAAAAUCGACGAUAUUUCAACCAGGAAGGCAAGGAGGCAAAAAACUUUUACCAUCUGUCGGACGAUGGCGAGGAUCGAAUCUACGCGAAAAAACCGCCGGUCAGCUUGAGGCCCCGUUCGAUUCAAAGUGCUUCUCAAAGCAAAUCAGCACUGAAAUUAAGUGCGCCGCGUGUUCGUUCCGCUUCAACUGGUCGAGAUAAAAAGUCUGAGCUUCAGGCACGAUACUGGGCCUUUCUCUUUGGGAAUCUUCAAAGAUCUGUCAACGAAAUUUACCAGACGGUUGAGUGCUAUGAGAAUUUACCCUCCUGUCAGGAGGCAAUAUUGGUGCUGGAAAACUACAUUCGAGAUUUCCGGGCGCUGGCCGAGUGGUUUAAGGUUUCAUGGGAUUAUGAGGCUACGCCGUUGCCACAGCGGCCGCAAUCAUUGGCAUGGGAAGUGCGGAAGAGCAAUCCAGCGCCGCGUGUUCGCAAGCCAAUUUCCAGUCCGGGCAUAUCUGGCAAAUCAAGCCCAAGCUUUUCCGGCAAGAAUAGUCCGAACCAAGCGCUGGAGGAGCCAACGAGCAAGUGCUCUCCGAAGAAACAUUUCAGUUCGACGGAAAGUCUCAGCACAAAGAAAGGGGUGUUAGGACGAAUGGCCGUCAAGGAGCUUCUGAGGCAACCGCCUGCCUCUGCUACUGUCGAGAAUGGUGAGGUGGAAAUAGUAUCCAAGUCGCAGACAGUUGAUAACAGUCAUCCGAUUGGAUGUAGCAGUUUGGAAAGUUACGUGCUCAAGCUGGAUCAGUAUACACAGACGGAUUUGGACGAUGAAAAUUUAACAUUGGCUGAAUAUUUAGAAAAAUAUUGCAAAAAAGAAGCCACUGUUUGUGAGGCAACUGGCGGCAAAGAGACAUCUGAGCAGGUCUCGAAAGAUUUUGAUGAAGCCCCGAUGGUCGUGUCAGCUGAACCACAAGAAGAUAAGAAAUCGGUUGAAUCCACAAAAAAUGCAGAAAAAGCAGAUUCUCAGGUGAAAAAACCGGUACCUGUUACGAAGUAUGCUACGGUGCUAAAUAGUAUGGCAAAAUCAUCGGCUCGUCCGGCUCUUCAAAGCAAGUCAACAGUGCCGUCCAAAACGAUGCCACCUAAAGCAACCAAAACGCUCCCUUCGACGACAGCUAGCGUUCGAAAAUCUGCUACUGCAACAUGCUUGACGCAAGGUCAGGCUAAGACUGUUUCACUACCAGUCAAGAGCGCGACGAUGUCCAACAUACUCUCGACGGCUGGAUCAAAACCGGGUGUUCGUCCGGUUUCAAACCUUGUCAGAAACAGAUCUAUUCCCUCGAACGUCUCCUCGAGACUUUCGGCUCGUUCGAAAACGAUGAUCGAGAUAAACAGUCGGAAGACUGCUGCACCUGCAGCGACUUCCUCCAGGCUACUAUCUUCAAGACGAACCUCAAGAGAUGAUAUCGAUAGCUCAACAUCGACGCUCAAAGCGAGUACUGACCGUUUGGGGUCAAGAUGUUCAAUAAAUGAACAUUCGAAUGUUCGUAGCAGGCGUUCGGAACCGAAAAGCCUACCAUCAGAGUCGGCCAACAACGACGGAUGGUAUACAGUUAAGCCUAAAAGACGUUCCAGUCUCCAUUGGGCUACACGAUUCAACCAACCGAGUGGCUACGCGAGCUUGCCCACACUUUCUCUGCUCGAUGAAAACGCGAAUGCUGAGGAGGAAGAGAAGCAGGAGUCUACGGAGAGCAUCGGCAAACAGCCGAAGGUAGAACAGAAACCGAUUAAACCAACAUCGGUCACUAAAACAACAUCACUGGAAUCGAAAUCGAAGGUACCGAUCGGCAAUGGGAAGCCGAAAAAUGUCCCUGUCAAAUCAGUAUCCGUUACAUUGCCGAAACGUCCUACGACCGCUCCGGCUGCUCCCAAAAAAACAAGCCCAAAUGGUUCGACGCGUACGUUACAUACUAAACCUAUUGCUAACGGCCCAGCUCAGGUGACACGGCAAAAAUCUGACCUCACCGGACUGAAAUUGAAAACCUUGCACAAGGAGUUUCUUCGCAAUGAGAAAAUGAAGCUGAAACCCUCGGGUGAGGGAGAGCCAUCAAGUGCAGACAAGGCUCCGGAACCUCCACAGGAAGACUCAAUCGCUCCGCUUAAUAAGGUUGAUAUGAACAUACAAACAAAUCUGGUCUCCACUAUGAUCGAGAGCCUGUACGCGAAGUGCUUAGGAGUGAGUGAAGAAGGUUGUGGCGAUGGCGUUGCGCUCGCAGGUAAACGUCCGAUGCGAUCCGAGAUUAAUUUGUCCAGCUGUGAUGAAUUGGAAGAACGAGAGGACAUGGAAAACGAUGAGGUGCAGCGCAAGCUGCUCGAGGAACAGGAGAGCCUAGAGGCGCAAAUCCGUGAGCUGCAGAAUACGGAAAUUGACAUCGACACCGAAACGGACGAAACCGAUUGUGAGGCAAUCAUUGAUUUGGAGGACAACGAAAGUAACGCGGAAAGUUUGGAAACUGUGAACCUGAACGGACUUGGUGGGGAAGAGGAAAUGACACUCGAGAUGCGUUAUGAAUCUGUUUUGGCCGAAAUGAGCUGGGUCGAAAGAGCUCAGACGUUGGCCACUUUGCAAGCCCUGGUUGCUCGUCACCCUGGAAGAGCCCAGCAGCUGCAUGCCAAAUUGUCCAGCCCAUCCCGGCGGAGAUCGUUACACGAAACGCUACGAAAGUACCAAGCCAAACAGGCUCGAGCACUCGAGAAACGUCAAGCUUUGCAAAAAGAAAAAGCCCACAAAAUUCAACAAUUGCUAACAAGGGUUGAGGAUGUAAAAACGGCAAAGCAGCAAUUGAUAGAAAAGAAACGCAUGCGGAUGGAGGAACGGUUGCAACGUGCCGCCGAAAAUCGCUCACAGUACUUAAAGGACAAGAUUAAGAAAGCCCACGAUGAAGAGGAGAAACUCAAGGAGAUAGCUUUCAUCAAAAAUUUGGAAGCACAGAACAAGAGAUUGGAUUUCAUAGAGUCUUGCAAGGAACAGGAAGUUCGAUUGCAGGAUUUAGAGACCGAGAGGCAGAAGAAAGCCGAGGAAAAAGCUGCCAAGGAAGCGGCUGUCGAACGGAGACGACAAGAAAUCGAGCAGGAACGUCAGAAAAAGUUACAAAUCAUAAGUGAAAAUCGUCGGGAGCGAGAAAAACGUGUGGGAAAGAUGCAGGAGCAGAAGGAGAAACAACGCCAAGCUUUGGCCCGAGAAAAGGCUCGUGACAGAGAAGAACGAUUACUGGCUCUCCAAGCCCUGCAGCAGGCCACCACAGAAGAACUACAACGAAAGAUUAUCCAGAAGCAACAGGAAUCGGCUCGUCGCCACGAGGAAAAUAUAGAGCAUAUUCGGCAACGUGCAGUUGAACUGACCAUCCCGACUAGAAAUGCAGAUGAAGUGAUCUCCAACAAACUGGAACCAGAGAACGAUGACAAUCUAAGCGUGAGUGACAAAGGAAAGGAUAACGGUAAUGCAAAAGCGAAUAAAAAACGUUUGAAGAAGUUACGCCAGCGGAUGACCCAAGCGGCAGAAGAAUACACCGCAGAAUUACAGCCAUUAGAUCCACAAAUCCGAAAGCAAAGUCAAGUACCCAAAUUGUUGAACACCGUAGUGAAAGGUGGCGGUCCACUGGGUGUUGAGCGGCCACUGGGACAGUUACUGCGGUUGAUGACAAAGGCGCAAAUUGUGGAUUUCCAAUCAAUGUGGUUACUGGACGGUUUGCAGAUUAUUUCUGAUGUGAUACAAGCCGGAAUAGAGCCGAACUCGGAGGUUUCCAAACGGGCGGUGGUUAUAUCGGUUCAAUUAUAUCGUAAUGCGUGCUCUUUGUGUCCGCAAAUUUCUCGUCAUGCCAUCCUUGGCAAUACCAUCACAGUAUUAUUAGAUGCUCUGCAAGUUAGUUUGAAGACACCGGAGGAGAAGAGUCCUUUGUACCCUGUCGAGCUAUCCACCGAGCUAAUACUAGCCUGCACCGUGGCUCUGUCGACGACAAACUCAAUCAAGCAGACACACCCAAAGGUUGUGGAACGCCUUCCGGAUCUCAUAAGUUACACAGUAUCUCUAGGAUUGAUAGACAUAUUAGUUAGGAAAUUCAACAAAAUACGGGAAUCGGUGGAGAGUCAACAAAGCUUGGUGCUAUCCCUGCUAGCCUCACUUGGUCUAUUGACGAAACUGGCGGAGCUGUGUCCCAAAGGUCCUGAUGUUACCAAAUUCUUGCUAACGGUCAAAUCAACGGAACUCUUUGGGACCAUUUCGCUGCUGUACGCAACCAUCGUGCCUAUCGGUGAAUGCAUACCACCGAGAACGAUUUCGCUGGCGGCCGCUACUUUUAAUCUUUUGGUUACGUUGGCCAAUCUGGAUAUUGGGACGUUUCAGAGCGUACUAUCGGAGGAGAACCUAUCGUUCAAGUUCCUGGACGUAGUGAGUAUCCUGCUGCAAUAUUGUGUACCCAAGUCGGAGGAGAAGGGUGAAACCCAGGCUGUGAUAAUCGACUUAAUAGCAACGUUAGGUUUCUUCUGUGCCAAUAAUAAAGUUAAUCAGGACCUGCUCACGUCGGACCAAUCGUCGGUCAUAAUUAAGAGCCUGACCAAAUUGCCGCGACAGUUCGAUAUGGUCAUCUACCCAACGCUGGUUACUGUUACCCACAACAAUUCCGACGCCAAGGCCGUUUUGGGCAAGGAUUUCGACAUCGGGUUACUGGAGGAGUACAGCAGGUCGGAUCUGGCGAAAAAGAACCGAAUCGUGUCACUGCUGACGAAGGUGGAAUAGUUGGCUUGGCUGGGUGAUUGGCGGUUUUUGUUAGCACAAGUGGGUUCUGUCCUCUCGUUCGUAUUAGAUCAGGACUGUUUGCAGAAAACAAAAAAUCAUCGCAAAGAGCAAAGCGAAAAACUGCGGAGCAAAAAAAAACAGUCAGAAGCAAUAAAUAAUGAGAAUGAAGUGAAAUCCAUAAAAUACGACAUAAAAGCGCAGUGAUUAAAGUCAGCAAUAAUCCCGUCCGUCGCUAAGCGUCGGGAUUUGCCCUCGGUGGGAAGAUUGUAUCGAUUUCGGUGGUGCAUAAAAUUUACCGUUUACUAAUGAGUUAAGCUCUCGGACGGCGCAAUGUGGACAUCAGGUCGUAUGUUUAAUUGUCCGCAGUCUGGAAUUGUUUUUUUUCUCUGUUGCUUUUGUUAGAAUCCCCCUGGUGGGUAUUGCUGGUUACUGUCUUUGGUUUUUAUCUUUAUUUUUCUCUCUCAAUUGUUUGCCGUGGGCACGAGCUGUGAAAUUUGUACUUGCUGCUGCAUAAUGUGUGCGUCGCCAUUAGCAGCGAUGCGAUGCACUUUAGUCGGCUAAAAAGCUGGGAAGAUACAUACUAAUCGUCGACUAUGUGGUGCUUUCGAGGACUAGUUGCUGUUUGUUUUACCUCAAUGCAACUUGACUUUAGUUUGUUGCUGGUGCUUUUCAUUAACGCAUAUUGUAUUGGUGCUCUGACAAUUAUACCUGUUAAUAAACAAUUUAUAAAUUGGUCACAGAUAACAGCUUACUCACAGACAAAACGUAACAGUCGUCUAAACUUCAUUACAGAGAGUGGCUAAAUUAUUACAUUAUCGUAAGGCUUUCCUGAAAAAAAUAUGUUAUUUUUUCCGUCUUAAUUUUCAUAAAAAUCUGUAUUUUGCAAAUCCUCCAUUAUUAUGCGUGUUUUUGAUAUAUCUUUUUUACGAUUUUGUCGAUCAAAUCUGUUUUAUUUGUAAAAUUUUUUUUCGAAAAAAUCUCAAAUUUUAGGUCUGGGUUUCCGGGUCCAAACGUUGCUUCUUUUCUGUUUCUACUCGUCUCUUCUACUCUUCUGUUCACGGAAAUUUGUUAUGAAUUUACCUUUUUGGUAACCAUACAUGAAUAUAUAACCGCCAUAUGGAAACCAUUGUGCUACCUGUGGUGCCUUAUAUUGCUCCAAAACUGUCUCGUCCUGGAACAUGGAACUUCGCCAUUAACGCCGUUGUUCAGUCCCUUAAGAGAAACGAAAACUGCAUUGCAAGCCCCACCCAUUGGUGAUUUAGGCCCAUUCAAAAAUGCAUAAAAACAACUACUCCAUAUUGAAGUAGAUGAGGGUCUCUGUGGCCAUAACGGUUGCGCGUUCGCUUAUAAAGCAAACGAACCUGGAUGUAAUUUUAGGACUCUCCAUCCAGAGGGUCGACCAGCAGGAAAAACUUUCAAAAUCAGGUAAUAUUAAGGAGUUCAAACAUUGACAUGGAAUAUCACUUUCGUCACCAAUCAGGGAAAAAUUUCAAUUCUUUUUGAUUACUACGUAAUCCGAUUAGAGUUUUAGUUAUUGCAAUAAUCGGAGAGUUAAUGCCACAAAAAAUAUUUUUAAUUUGCGAGGUUCUCUAUCUAUAUUUACUUCAGUGCAUGUUGUUUGCUUUUGCUCUCCUAGAAUGCAAACAAAAUGAAAGUAGAAGACUUCUAUUUUCGUGCUGUUCAUUCUGAUACUCGAUGCAUCUGUCACACAUAAGCACAAUUUUGAUUUAUUUUCAAAUUUUAUGGUAGUACUACGUCUAACAGGGGAUAAUACGAAAAUCUAAAUACCAAACAUGCAGGAAAAAAUGAAUUAUUUCGAAAUUUUACAACUCGAGUAUUUGUUAAUAGAUCGCAAAGAUGUUUGCAUCAAUUGAUAGAAAAUAUUUCUAGACAUCUAUCACAAUGAAUAACAUUUUAUUUUUAUUGAGAUACACAAUUGAAUAAUUGUGGAAUGUCAAGCAUUAUCCAAACGCACUAUGUACUACGUUUUUGACGGUCCAAUUUGUGCUUCUCAAAUGGUUUCGACCAAAAGGAGCAACCAGAGUAACACAGAACACAAAUUUCGACAUAGCGAAAACAAAAAUAAAUCCAUUGACGCUUUCCAUGCCUACCAAACCCUUCAUGAAAGAGUUAUGAGAAAGUUAUUACAAUACGAUACAAUACAAAGGCAUAUCUGAUAUUCAUAUUGAGUGAUAUUUUUUGGGAAUCAAAACAAAUCUUGACGACCUAAAAAAAGAACUGAGGAAACAUUUCAAAAUAAAUUGCUGUCGAAACAUUCCGGAUCCGACCACGCUGCAGUAAAAUAAACAGUGCGUACAGAUGUGAAAUGAUUCGAGUUUUAAAAUUCACAGUUGUCUAAUCUCCAUUCUUCAACUUACAGAGAGUGGUUAAAUUAUUAUACCCAAACAAAAGCAAUAGUUUAUCAAAGAUUCAAGCUUAAAAUAAAGAUGACACUUCGAUAAUCAUAUAAAGGUUAUCAUAUUUUUGAUUACAAUAUUUUACAUUUUCUUCUUAAAAGACAGCAUUUUUUAUAUCCACCUUAGCAAUACGGUAUGCUGGCGUGCUGUCAAUGCAUGUUUUUAAAUUGCGUUAAGUAAGAAAGGGGGGGAAAUAGGGGAUCCAAAAUCCGGAUUUUGAGCGUUACAUUAUUUGUGUACCACACCUUUCGUCUACUAAACCUCCCUUAUUUGUUAUAAUUUCACCUCCAGAAAUCUCUGAUUUUAGAACUAAUCCCCCUGUUCAGGAAAAAAUGUUAUGAAUUAAGCAGUCUUCAGAAUGCAACGUGGUGAUAAUGUGUAACAAGUUUUUGUACUCAGUUGAGCUCUCACUCAUUGUAUAGACAUGCGCUCUGGCGAAUGAGCAUGUUCCGAAACGCAGAUCAAAGGUUUUGUUGUCGGCACAUUUUUUGCACCGAGUUUUGCGCCGUAAUUCUAUACCUAUUUUACACCGCGCUUGAAUCUGGUUUGCUUUCUUUGUUGAGUUAUUUUUCUUCACACAAGCGCAUACGGUUGGUAUGGAGGCGCACUGUUGUUUUCAUGGUUCGCUUAGAACGAGCGAAGACAAAGCGGACGAUAGAAUCUGAUGUGCGUGUGUGUAUGUGUGUGUGUUUAUGUGUGUGUGUUUAUGUGUGAUAUGAGGCGCGCAUCACACAAGUGAGAAGCGAUGUUUUAUAUCUGAAAUCUGCGCUAUCUUGUUUAUGAAUUUGGUACACUCUGUACCAAGAGAGUACGUGUUUGUUAUGCGUAUGUUUUCUGAAGACUGAAUUUAAGUUUGUGGCAAGGAGCAGAGUCAUGCAUGGAUAUUUUGUCUCCAUCAGAGAAUUAUUUCGCUGUCAGUUACUAAACCUUUUUUUACUGAUGCUGACGCAUGCAACCCCCUUCCCUUCCGGUCCCAGCUGAGCUUAUGAUAGAGUAUAUUUUUACAGAAUGAGGAUGCUUAACACGUUCUACAAUGCAGUCGUCAUUAUACAUUCUGUCAAAUAUAUAGGAAUGAUUUCCCCUACCGGAAAUUCGUAAUUUCAAAUCUUUCCGCUGAAUAUUUUUCUAUUUUUAAAAGUAUGAACUACUGUCAGUUGUCUUAAUGUCAUUUUUGAGCGUGAUCUGUCAUUAGUUUGUUUACAGCGUCAUUGAAAACAACUUUGUUUUGAUCGGUGAUUGGUAAUUAUCAUACCACUCCGUUCAACCGGCAACAAGGUAUUAACGUUAAAAACCUUGCACUCCAAGCGAUAAGCUCUCGUUUUCGAAACUUUGAACUUACACCCGGUACAUAUAAGAAAGACGUAGUCCUACGUCUAAACUUCUUCGAGAUCAAGUGACUGAAGAUAGCUUGGACGAUCAAAAUUUGACCCCAUGUUCAUUCAACGAAAACUUACUGUCGACGAGACAUGGGUGUACGAGUAUGACAUGCAAACACGUCAAAAUCGAUCGAAAAUGAAGGUAAUACUGACUGUUUUCUUCGAUAUUCGUGAUAUUCUCCAUUCGGAAUUCCUUGCGGAGGGCCAAUCGGCCAAAAAAGAGUAUCACAUUGGCGUUAUGAGGUGUUUGAGAGCACCUUACUCCCCAGCUAUGGCUCCGUGUGACAUUUUUCGUAUUUUCGAAACAUAAAUUACAGCUUUGCGGGACCUGUUUGGACAGCAUUGGAGACACAAAAACGAAUUCGCUGCGUGAACUGAAGGCAAUUCCUGAAAACAGCUAAAAAGUGUUUCGAUGACUAGAUUGUUCGGUGGUAAUAAAAAUUUAGAUGAUAAAUAUAGCAUUUUCUUUAAAAACACAAAUUCCCGGUCAAUAUUUGACAGAAUGUACAUUAUGCUUGAAAAUUAUUUGAUAGAAUAUCUUGUGGCCCUGAAGCCAUUAAAAAACCAAAUUGAAGGCAUUCAAACCAAAUCUCAGUCUAAAAAAAAGGCUCUUGUCAGCUUGCAGGCUAGAGUGAUAUUGGAAGAAAAAUCCUACCCGUGGUGAAAUCUUUCAAAUUCUCUCGCUUGAGACAGGGUGCACCUGCAAACAAGCUGCGAAUAUCAUCAGUGAACAUUCGUUACGAUGCCUGAUUUUGUGGAAUUAUUAAUAACUAUUGCUACCGCGAACGGAUUUAGACGAUUUACCAUUUUGUCUCAAAUUCCGAACACUUAAGUUUUGUUGGCCAUUAAAUAGUGUCUCAUUACUCAAAAUGGUACAUUUUCGCGAAAUUAAUGUGGUUUUUGGAAACAAUAGAGCCUUUUCUUUCAUUUGUCUACCAUAAAAUUAAUAUACAAAUACAUAUUCAUGGUGAAAAACUAAAAAUAUGUUUGGUAACAUUUGUCUCAAAUUCCGAACAGCAAAAAUCUAAUUUUAUAAAAAAAAACAAUAACUUUUGUGCUACUAGACCUAUUCAUAUGAUCGAUAUAUCAAAUUAAACCCAAUUAGCUAUUCUUCUUUGGAAAAAUGCUAUACUCCCAAAAAUUUGGAUUUUGUGCUUCGAAACUUGGUUCAAAUUAUGAACAUUUUAUCGCUGGUUUUACAGUCAC
Molecule: messenger RNA, 10563 nt
Organism: Toxorhynchites rutilus septentrionalis
Lineage: Eukaryota; Metazoa; Arthropoda; Insecta; Diptera; Culicidae
Gene: ssp3
Product: S phase cyclin A-associated protein in the endoplasmic reticulum
Exons: 14
Coding region: 786-5564 (1592 amino acids)
Source: RefSeq, a predicted model, not a curated record